Messenger RNA from Diaporthe batatas, 1316 nucleotides. RefSeq lists its product as uncharacterized. The transcript is spliced from 4 exons. Bases 148 to 1092 code for a protein of 314 amino acids. The record is from RefSeq and is a predicted model, not a curated record. NCBI's taxonomy places the organism in Eukaryota, Fungi, Ascomycota, Sordariomycetes, Diaporthales, Diaporthaceae.
CUCCCCUCAAUUCACCCGCUCGUUACAGUGCGGUGAGAUUCACCAACUUGAUGAAAAGUCACUUGAUUGUCGCCUUGGCCGUUUUUGUGAUCUGGACAUUCCCGUACCCAUUUUAUACACACGCAUUUCCUGUUAAUACGAGUCGAAAUGGCCGAGAAAGCAAAACAACGGCUCCACGCCAUUGGCACACAGGUCGCCCCAGCAGUCAUCGAGGAUGAGACCUUCGAGGACGUGCCCCCUAUCAAGCAGGUCGGGCCAGUUUCCAACGGCCCAAGGGCCCAGGGAAAGGUGGUUAUUAUCACAGGCGUGAACUCGCCACUUGGAAUAGGAAGGGCCACGGCUCAUCAGUUCGCACAGAACGGCGCAAAAGCAGUCUACAUAUGUGAUUUUGACGACAAGUUUCUCGGCUACCACGAGCGCCAGAUAAAGUCAUUGUACCCCGCCGUGGAAGUCCACACGCGCAAGUUCGACGCUGCGGACGAGGCCGCCGUCAAGGAGGUCGUGGACGAUGCACUCAGCCGUUACGGUAGGCUGGAUGUGAUGUUUGCCAACGCGGGUAUCGUUGGAGAUCCCAUCUUGUUCUCAAAGACGUCCAAGGAGGACUUCAUGAACGUGCUCAGGGUGAACACCCUUGGGCCCUUCCUUGCCGCCAAACACGCCGCUCGCGCGAUGGCCAAGACCUCCCCCGACAAGAAGUCCUCGGGCGGGAGCAUCAUCAUGACCGCAUCUGUUGCUGGCAUCCGGUCCAACGCAGGCCCGACACCCUACUCGGCUUCGAAGUCGGCCGUGAUAAACAUGGCAACAACCAUGGCAUACCAACUCGCCGGCUCCAACAUCAGGGUAAACGCAAUAUGCCCUGGUGUUGUCGAGACCGGCAUGACAGCCCCGAUGUACGAGACAGCUCGGGCACGGGGCACGGAGAAGAAAAUUGGCCAACUGAACCCGCUGAAGAGAGGAAGUGCCGCCGACGAAAUUGCGAGGGUUGCACUGUUUCUCGGUUCCGAUGAAAGCAGCUACGUCAACGGUCAAGCUUGGGCCGUGGAUGGCGGCUUAAGUGCUGGCCAUCCGUUCGUCCCGGGCAAGCUUGCUUGAAACGCAGCUGCUACUUGCUGUUGUAAGCGGGGGAUAUGAGUGAGAAGCGUAGGAGUGGCGAAAGAUCUGACUGCAGCCAUGUUGAGAUGUUAAGGCAGCUAUGAGCACAAAGGAAUUCAGGCCACUCGUGUUGCUUAUAGCGUCUUUGAUCAGAAGAUGACAAUUAUUGCACGGUUGAUGUUCUUGCAUUAGAGCGAAUCCCAUAUCAGAACCCCUGGACGAGA